Messenger RNA from Insectozyma verbasci, 957 nucleotides. NCBI's taxonomy places the organism in Eukaryota, Fungi, Ascomycota, Pichiomycetes, Serinales, Debaryomycetaceae. The record is from the annotation of a GenBank genome assembly.
AUGAGUGAUUCAAUCAAUGUAUGUUAUUAUAUUACCAUACAUUAAUCUAUUACUAACUUUAUGUAGUUUAAUUUUGAUGAUGAUGACAAUACAUCGAGAUUUUGGUCAACACCAAGACCUACAACAAAUAAUAUUUUUAGACCCUUGGAUGAUCAACCAUUAAAUACAAAUUACUCAACAACUUCAGGUGGUUAUUUAACUAAUACCGCUGGUUCAAAUACUACUGCUGGUUCUAAUUAUACUUCAAAUUUAUCAACAACUGCUAAUUCUCAAUUAAAUAGUGCAGCAUCAAAUAUUUAUAAAUCUUCAUCAUUAAUUAAUGCUCCAAGUUAUGUACCAAGAACAGCUGCAACUUCAGUUAAUACAACUUCAAAUAAUGAUUCAUUACAGGAAGAAUAUAAUAAAUUAAAAAUUGAACUUAUGUUGAAAAAUCAAAUUAUUAAAAAUUUAACUGAUCAAUUAAAGAAACAACCAACAACACCAGUUGAAACUAGAAGUGAUUCAAAUAAUACCACAUUUAAAGUUCCCAAAAAUCAUUAUCAAUUAUUCAUUGAUUUAUCAACAACUUUACAAGAAAAGACUCAAGAAUUAGAAGAUACUAAAAAAAGAUUAGAAGUUGUAUUAUUUGCGAGUUCUCAAUUACAAUCUGCUUCAUCUUCUAUAUCUGGUUCAUCUUCAACUACAACUAACUCAAUUCAUCAAUAUGAUGUACAAGAAUUAAGUCAUAAAAUAUUAAAUAAAUUAAAUAAAUUGGAAACUGAAAACGAUCAAUUAUUAAAAUUAUUAAGUUAUGGAAAUAAAUCAAGUUUAUUAAUUGAAAUUGGAUUAUUAAAGCAAGAAAUUGCAUUAUUAAAACAACAAUCUACACAACCACAACCACAAACACAAACACAACCACAACCAUCUCCAACUCAAUCACAAUCUUUAUAUACAAGUGGAUCAAGUGCUGGCAUUUGA